AUGGCAGCCGCACCUUUGGUGCGCUCGGCAUACCUGGCCCACAACGUCCUCAUAUCCGCCGUACGAAUCGUGGUUCUCUGCGCAGCUCACGACCGGGCUCUGGUCAAGUGGACCUGGCCAGAAUCACUGCCGUCAUUUUUCCCCUUUUUGGCAUCAUGCUCCUUACGAGCCCUGGCAUUUGCUUCCUUUUGUCAAAUGAUAUAG
Molecule: messenger RNA, 204 nt
Organism: Colletotrichum siamense
Lineage: Eukaryota; Fungi; Ascomycota; Sordariomycetes; Glomerellales; Glomerellaceae
Exons: 2
Coding region: 1-204 (67 amino acids)
Source: RefSeq, a predicted model, not a curated record